Molecule: messenger RNA, 1341 nt
Organism: Uloborus diversus
Lineage: Eukaryota; Metazoa; Arthropoda; Arachnida; Araneae; Uloboridae
Gene: Gmd
Product: GDP-mannose 4,6 dehydratase-like
Biological process (GO): GDP-mannose metabolic process
Molecular function (GO): GDP-mannose 4,6-dehydratase activity
Source: RefSeq, a predicted model, not a curated record
UCGUCCUUUCUGGUAUCUUUUGACAAAGUAUAAAAAAGUUAAUUCAUGAGAAAAGAAUAAUUAUUUAUUUUCAUAUUUUCUAUAAAGUAGCAUCCAUUUAUUAAAUUUAAUACUUUCUACAAAUUUUGUCUUUAAUGGCUGAAUCGGAAAACAAAAAUACUCGUAAAGUUGCAUUUAUAACUGGAAUCACGGGACAAGAUGGGUCUUACCUUGCUGAAUUUUUGAUUGAGCGUGGAUAUGAAGUUCAUGGUGUCAUUCGUAGAUCAAGUUCUUUCAAUACGGGAAGAAUUCAACAUCUGUAUGAUGAUCCACGUGCUCAUCGAGAAGGCUCUAUGCAUUUACAUUAUGGAGAUUUGACUGAUAGUUCAUGCCUUGUCAAGUUGAUUAGUCAGAUCCGUCCUACAGAAAUUUAUAAUUUAGGAGCUCAAAGUCAUGUUAAGGUUUCUUUUGAUUUAAGCGAGUACACUGCCAAUGUUGAUGCUCUGGGCACAUUGCGAAUGCUUGAUGCGAUUCGCACAUGUAAAUUAGAAAAAAGAGUCAAAUUCUAUCAAGCUUCUACCAGUGAGAUGUUUGGAAAAGUUCAAGAGGUGCCUCAGAAGGAAACAACUCCAUUUUAUCCAAGAUCACCAUAUGUUAGCAUUUUGUAUGAAUUUUUCCAGUAUUUGGCUCAUAGCUUUUCAACUUUGGUCAUCAAACUAAAACUGUAUGCAUACUGGAUUGUUGUUAACUACAGAGAAGCUUAUGAUAUGUUUGCAGUGAAUGGAAUUUUGUUCAAUCAUGAAAGUCCAAGACGAGGGGAGACAUUUGUCACCCGUAAAAUUACAAGAAGUGUAGCUAAAAUAUUUCUUAAUCAACUGGAAUACUUUGAGCUUGGAAAUUUAGAUUCUCAAAGAGAUUGGGGACAUGCCAAGGACUAUGUUGAGGCAAUGUGGAUGAUGUUGCAACAAGAUAAACCUGAAGAUUUUGUUAUUGCAACUGGUACCUCUCAUAGUGUUCGGGAUUUCGUCGAAGCUGCCUUUAGCAAUGUGGGGAUAAAUAUUGUAUGGAGAGGAUCAGGUCCUAAUGAAGUUGGAGUUGAGGAAAAAACAGACAUAGUAAGAGUUCGUGUGAGUCCCCGGUACUUCCGACCUGCAGAAGUGGAUUGUCUCCUGGGUGAUUCUUCAAAAGCUAGAGAAAAACUUGGAUGGGGACCAAAAUUGGGCUUUCAGGAACUUGUUCAUGAAAUGGUGAAUGCUGAUAUACAGCUAAUGAGUCUAAAUCCUUCUGCUUAACUAGUUGUCCAAUAUUUUUGACAGCUUCUUACUGGAUAAAUAAAGAAUGGACAUUCCUGGUGAUAAUACA